Messenger RNA from Darwinula stevensoni, 702 nucleotides. The record is from the annotation of a GenBank genome assembly. NCBI's taxonomy places the organism in Eukaryota, Metazoa, Arthropoda, Ostracoda, Podocopida, Darwinulidae.
AUGUCUCAGGGAGAGAAGAGAAAAUUCCUAAGUCGCCUGAUUGAAGAAAACUUUUCCCAAAGCCGUCAGAGUUUCUCUUACAAAGGAAUCUCCCUCUGCACUCUAUGUUGCCUCACCCUGUUUAAUGUCACUGAAAAGGAGUGGAAUAAGCUUCAAAAGAAGAAGCCAGGACUUCUCCUCCGGCGCCAAAGGCGAAAGCCAAAAGAAGAAAUUGCUGAAGCAUGGUUGAGGAACUUCCUGGAUCAUGCUGGACAACACUCACCAUGCCCUACAAAUAAGAUAUACGUGCAGGGAUACACCGCACGAAUGAUUCAUCGUGAAAUGGUUCAACAAUUGACAUCGAAGGGCUGGGAUCCAAAGAAAAUUCUUCAGUACACAUCUUUCACGCUGCUUUUGAAGAAGCUUCGCAUUUCUCUCGGGAAGCCAAACGCCUUUCUCGGCUGCAAUGCAUGCAGCGAGUUGAAGAAUAGCAGAAACUCUGCCAAAGACGCGAAAGACAAGAAAUUGGCGGUGGAUCUCCUCACCGAACACCUCAGGAUAGCCAACUACCAGGAAGACCAUCCUCAUAACCCGGGAGACGAGAUUUGCCGAUUUUAUGGCCUGUUACAUCUUCGUCGCCGGGAGAGGCGGGAGGCAGCAAGUGAUUUCGCGACAGGCUCGGCGAGAGUCCUGUUCACAACACAGGUCGCACCAGCCUCUCUA